Messenger RNA from Diorhabda carinulata, 427 nucleotides. RefSeq lists its product as uncharacterized. The transcript has 4 exons. NCBI's taxonomy places the organism in Eukaryota, Metazoa, Arthropoda, Insecta, Coleoptera, Chrysomelidae. The coding region runs from base 1 to 408 and encodes 135 amino acids. The record is from RefSeq and is a predicted model, not a curated record.
AUGGCGAUUUCCACAGCUGGAGUAGCGGCAUUAUUGAGAUCUCAACCGACAGGAAUCAAUGUUCUUGGAGAGAUGGACUGCCCGUUUGCUUUACCAAGCGAUACAAGAAUAUUACGACGAUCUAAUUGGAUCAAACGACAUAAAAGGGAAAUAUAUUCUACACUGAAAGAAGCGUUAACAAUAAAUGGAUUUAAUGGAACAGCGUGUGUAUCAAAAAUGAUUUGCGAUGCUAAAAAAUAUGUGCCAAUGAAAGGAAAAUCUAUGAUCAAAGAUAUUCUCUUGCUGGUUUUCGAUUACUCCGAAGAAGACUUCAAUAAUGAAGAAUUAUGUUCAGAAAAUCUAGAAAAAAAUUGUCCAAUGUCCAUUAUGGAACACGUUUUAGAAGAAGUUACAUCAUUAAACGAUUGAUAGUUGUAUUAAUAGCCGC